AUGGACGCAAAUACAACAGAAUCCUUCGCGUCAUUGAAUGAUGCCAUAAAAUAUGUUGCUUCUGCUUCUGGUUUAUUUAUCAAUCGCACAUUGUUUUUACCACAAAGACAAUCGAUUGGAUCGUCAAUUUUAAAUCUAAUUCCCCUCUUAUUAGGAGCUCUCAGUUUAAUUAUUAAUAUUCUUGGAUUGUUAAUAUUUACAGUUUCGAAAACUUUUCAAGAGAGUUCAUUUCGUUGUUAUAUCUAUGCUUUUGUACUUGCCAAUUGUGCAAGUAUUUUAAGACAUAAACGUUUUCUUAAACGAGUAUCAUCAAUUCUUCUUGGCAAUAAAUCUCGUCGUUUAAAACUUUCUUUAGCAAAUGAAACGACAUUAGCAUUACUAUGCCAAUCAUUAUGGUUGUUAAUAACAUACGUUUCACGACAUCUCUAUUAUUCUUUAAUAUCAUUUAAAUUAAUCAAUGAUCAUGGUCGUGAUAAUUCGACAUUAAUUUUUUUUAAUCAGACAAAAUCUAUUUUUCACCAACACUCUAUACAUAGAAGAUCAAGUUCACUGCAUACAUUACGAGGAAAUCAGCGAUUGGAAAAUUUUACAAUGCAUGAUAAUCAAUCAUCGCAACAUCAACAAAACUAUUUAGUUUCAUUACUUUCAAAAACUGAAGAAUUGCCGCAAAAACUUCUUCCAACACCAAUAGAAGAACCCAAAUAUCAAUCGAAAAGUUCAUCACGUCUAUUUAUGUAUAGCAAUGAAGAUGCAUUGGAUCAUUAUAGAAAAUCAGUGCGAUCUUCGACAUUUCUUAAAUGA
Molecule: messenger RNA, 801 nt
Organism: Rotaria socialis
Lineage: Eukaryota; Metazoa; Rotifera; Eurotatoria; Philodinida; Philodinidae
Source: the annotation of a GenBank genome assembly